GACGGGCAGUGCGGCGCGCGCUAGCGUGGGGUGAAGUGUCUGUGGCGGGCGCCGGGGAAUUGGUCUGUCGAGGUGCAUUUGAGAAGCUCACUUACUUGGAUUGUUGGUUUUGUGCGGCUCUAUUCCAAGAAGGACUGCUGUACUAGCGCUGAUCAUACGACAAAGGAACAAGGAAGGCAUCACUCGUCCACAGCAGACUGCCUCCAAUCCUGCCUGAAAGUCCUAUACCUCUAAAGCUUCCAUGUGCAUUUAGAUCUGCCUUUUCCUCCCAUAUUACGCUCCGAAGAUUCAUGAAGAAUUGGCUCCCACAUCAUCAGAGCUGAUUUAGUCCAACACAUCAUUGUAAAGCUGCAUGAUGGAAACUGGCUGUGAAUAGGAUCUUGGCCGCUUGCUCCUAUGUGCUGGGACGUCAUGACCGAGCCAGCUCUGCAGAUGCUGGUGGAUGAGUGCUUGCUCACUAUCACAGGGAACAUUGAACAUGGAAAGGAUGUGCAUGGAGCAAAGAAAAGCAAGAGCAGCAAGGCCAGUGAUGUGCUACCUCGGUCCUUCCUCAAGAAGAGCAGAAUGAAAGACACAUUGGAAAGUUUAUUGGAGACAAGUGAUAAUGUGUCAUAUAGUAAAAUUAUCACUGCCAUAGCAAGUUCCCUUUUGAAAAGUAGCAGUGAGAUAUUGUUUCCAGCACCAGAACAUUCAGAAGAAGGAGGAGCUAGUGCACAGCAAAUAUCUCCCAACCAUCAUGACAGGCUGAAGUAUGCUCACCCAUUUUCUUGUCCUAUCUGUGAUUUUGUGCUGAGUGAACCUGUGACUCUUCUCUGUGGACAUACUUACUGCAAAAAGUGCCUAGUGAAGUGGAAGCCAAAUGCUUGCAGACUGUGUAAAAGGAAGCUCUAUGCAUGUGAAUUUAACAGUUCAAAAGCCAAUGUGCUAAUUUCUAACCUCAUCAAACGGUGGUGGCAACCUGAACUAAGCGCCGAAGUCACCAGAAGUAAAGGGAAUCAAAGUGUAAAGGUUGAAGACUAUGGCAGUGCUCUACAAUACUACACUGAUGCCUUGGAGUUGGCACCCCACGACCACAUCACGCUGAGCAACCGGAGUCACGUGCUGAACAAGCUGUCGCGCAACUCGGAGGCUCUCCGCGAUGCCGAGUCGGCUAUCCAGCUGCAGCCCUUCUGGGCCAAGGGCUACUUCCGCCAGGCGGCCGCUCUGAGGAGCCUGGGCCGGCUGGAGGACGCGCUGGUGGCGUACGUGCUGUGCGCCGCGCUCGAGGAGACGCCCUCGGCCGUGCUCACCGAGCUGCAGCUGCUGUUGAAGCGCAUUCUGCGGCGGCGGCAGCACUCGGACGGCCACGUCAGCAAGCAGCGGCGGUGCAGUGACUCGGAAGCAGACCUGAUGCACCACAGCGACGACAGCAACUCCAGCACGGACGUGCCGUGCGCGCGCACUGAGAGCCGCACCGUAUCGGUGGAUCAUAAGCUGCUGCGCAUCAUGGAGCGCUGCCACGCGGCCGUCAAGGCCCUGAAAAGGCGCGAGGGGAAGCAGCACGUGCGGACUGUGGCGGACGGCCAGGCGAGCCGGGACGACUUCGAGUGUUCGCUCUGCUACCGGCUGCUCUGGCACCCGACGUCCACCCCGUGCGGCCACACCUUCUGCCGCUCGUGCAUCGACCGCUGGCUGGAUCACAGUCCCACCUGUCCGCUCUGCAAGAUGGCUCUGGACGAGUUUCUGGCCGAUCGGGGCCGCGCCACCACCACCUUCCUCCACUACGCCAUGGAGACGCUGCUGGCGGUGGAUAUGAGCGAGCGACAGCGCGUGCACGAGGAGGAGAUGCUGGCCGACUCGCUGGCCGGCCAGGACCUGCAGCACGAGAUCCCGGUGUUCGUGUGCACGCUGGCGUUCCCGACGCUGCCGUGCCCGCUGCACGUGUUCGAGCCACGUUACCGGCUGAUGGUGCGACGCAGCAUGGAGAGUGGCACCCGCGAGUUCGGCAUCUGCAUGCCGAGCAGCUCCGACGCGCACGGGUUUGUCGACAUCGGCGUGAUGCUGGAGAUCCGCGACCUGCGCUACUUCCCCGACGGCCGAAGCGUCGUCGACGCCGUCGGCUCGCGGCGCUUCCGCUGUCUGGAGAAGGGUCAGCGCGACGGCUACUCGACGGCGCGCGUCGAGUUCCUGGUCGAUCAGACCGUGCCGCCCGAGGGCCUGCAGGAGCUACAGACGCUGCACGACCAGGUGCGCGGCCUGGUAGAGACCUGGUGGACGGAGCACUUCCGGGAGCGGCGCGACGAGCGGGCGCGCGUCGUCUCCUUCUUCGGGCAGAUGCCCAACGUGGAGACGAGCUACUGGACGCUGCCGUCGGGCCCCUCCUGGCUGUGGUGGACGCUGGCCAUCCUGCCGGUGCGGUCUUCGCUGCAGCUGGAGGUGCUGGCGAUGACGUCGCUGAAGCUGCGCCUGCGUGUCAUCGGCCGCAUGCUGCGGCGGCUGGCGCCGGCCGCCUGACUCGGUCUGGUCGCCGGUGCCCGGCCGGAAUCGGGCCCCGGCGGCCGUACCCUCUGACUGGCGGGCCCCCGCGCCCCCGCGCCGCCCGCCGGCCUCGCGCGUCGUCCGCGCCGGAGCCGCCUCGCGUCGCGGGCAGGUCGGCGGCGCGAGGGGCCGCGGCGAUAGCGGGGCUCGUGGACGGAAGAUCCCGACCGCGGCGUGAUGUGAGAGGGCGGUUCCCGCGGGAGGACAGGGAGAGAGCGCGAAGUGGAUAGUCUCGACAAAUGUACUCGUCCGUCAGGGCUGUAGUGUAGUUUGGUGCCUCGUCGUGUAUGUACCCUGGUGUUUAGCUCACCUUCCUUUGAUUUAUUAGAUUUGUAUGCAAAGCCGUGAAACGUGGAAGAAUUGACUCUCAUGACUCUGUUACGUGUUCUGAUAUUUGUGAACAAAUAAACUUUGUUUUCGA
Pollicipes pollicipes is the source of this 2938-nucleotide messenger RNA. RefSeq names its product LON peptidase N-terminal domain and RING finger protein 3. The coding region runs from base 397 to 2493 and encodes 698 amino acids. The record is from RefSeq and is a predicted model, not a curated record. The transcript is spliced from 10 exons. Gene Ontology annotation, molecular function: protein binding; ubiquitin protein ligase activity. Lineage: Eukaryota; Metazoa; Arthropoda; Thecostraca; Pollicipedomorpha; Pollicipedidae.